CGCUCAUUUUUCUUGGUAUGUUGUGCAACUUCAAGAAAGAGGCCACAACGAUCAUCGGAACAAGCACAAGAAAGCAAACUUGCACACACCACGUUGCUUGCUUGAAACUUCACGAAGAUUGCCUCCAAUAGCUACUAGCUAGACCUAGUAGGUUUAAAUUUGUUUCCAUCCAUAUAUUUUUGAUUGACAGACGAUGUGUGGCAUCUUUGCAAUUUUCUCUUCAAGUCUGGCAGAAGCCGAGCUUCGCAAGGAGCUCAUCUCAUGUUCUUCCCGUCUUCGUCAUCGUGGCCCUGAUUGGUCUGGGUACAAGGUUAUUGAAGCAGACCCCACAAAGAACAUCAAGUUGCCACAUGGUAUUGCUCAUGAACGUCUCGCCAUUAUGGAUCCAGAAUCUGGAUCUCAGCCUUUGGUUUCCAAAGAUGGGUCUAUUAUUGUGGCGGCCAAUGGUGAAAUUUACAACUACAAGGAACUUUACCACGAGCUCAAGGAUCCUUAUACCCCCCAGACUGGGUCUGAUUGUGAAGUGAUCUUGCCGCUAUACAAUGAACACGGUCCCACCAUUGAACUUCCCCGCCGCCUUCGUGGUAUGUUCAGUGUUAUCAUGUAUGAUCGCAACAAGGAUUGCUUCUUUAUCUUUCGUGAUCAUAUUGGAAUCACACCUCUCUACAUUGGUUGGGGAAAUGAUGGAUCCGUCUACGUGGCUUCUGAAAUGAAGAGUCUUAUUGGAGAAUGUACCAAAUUCCAGCAAUUCCCUCCAGGACAUUGCUACACCAACAAGGGACCCAAGGCAGGAACUUUCGAGCGGUGGUUCACUCCCACCUGGGCCCCUGAAAUGAAGCCAGGUGUCCCUCUCCCCAAACAAAAAUUCCAAGCGGAUGCGUUGCGUCACGCGUUUGAACGUUCCGUGACACGUCGUAUGAUGUCAGAUGUGCCAUGGGGUGUGCUGCUUUCGGGAGGUUUGGAUUCCUCGCUUGUGGCCGCAAUUUGUGCUCGUAACAUUAGUCGUCGUUCCACAUCUUUCCCCAAGCUCCAUUCCUUUACCGUUGGUUUGGAAGGAGCCCCUGAUCUGGAGGCUGCGAAAAAGGUUGCAGAUUUUUUGGGAACCAUCCAUCAUGCCUACACGUACACCAUGCAGGAAGGAGCCGAUUCGGUGCGGGAUGUCAUCCGUGCUCUGGAAACCUACGAUGUCACGACGAUCCGUGCUUCCACACCCAUGUACUUGAUGAGCCGAAAGAUCAAGGCAAUGGGAAUCAAGAUGGUUCUGAGUGGAGAAGGUGCCGACGAGGUUUUUGGAGGCUACCUUUACUUCCACAAGGCUCCCAAUGCACAAGAAUUCAUGGACGAAACCAUUGACAAAUUGAGCCGUCUCUACAUGUAUGAUUGCCUUCGUUGCAACAAAGCCAUGAGUGCAUGGGGUGUGGAACCCCGUGUUCCAUUCUUGGAUGCCGAUUUCUUGGACGUGGCAAUGAACCUAGAUCCAGAAGAGAAAAUGAUCCAUACAGGCCCAGGAGUGGCACCAGCCGACAAACGAAUUGAAAAAUGGGCCAUGCGAAAGGCCUUUGAUACCCCUGAUGAUCCAUACCUCCCAGAGGACAUCUUGUGGAGGCAGAAGGAACAAUUCAGCGAUGGUGUCGGUUACGGCUGGGUUGAUCACCUCAAGGAUGUUGCCGAGAAGGAAGUUUCGGAUCAAAUGUUUGCCUCUGCCAAGAACCGUUUCCCUCACAACACACCAACAACCAAGGAAGGCUACCGAUACCGCAUGAUUUUCGAAGAGUUCUUCCCCGGUGAAGCUGCCGAGAAGACUGUCCCUGGAGGCAAGUCGAUUGCAUGCUCUACGGAACGUGCCAUGGCCUGGGACGAGAGCUUUAGUCAACGUGCCGAUCCCAGUGGCCGUGCUGCUGGCGUUCACGAUUCUGCCUACGGCGACCACUUUGAGGCAGACGACAAGGUCAGCGAACCAGCAAAGAAGAAAGCCAAGGCGUGAGCAGCUGGACAAUGACAGUGGCGCGAUGCCACUACAAAGCAAGCAAUCUAAAUAUCAUUUAAUCGCAGUAAAUAAUUGCCAUUCUGUUCCUGUUGUUGUUCCAACCAUG
Messenger RNA from Seminavis robusta, 2093 nucleotides. NCBI's taxonomy places the organism in Eukaryota, Bacillariophyta, Bacillariophyceae, Naviculales, Naviculaceae. The record is from the annotation of a GenBank genome assembly.